AUGGUUUCAAACAAUGCUGUUCCGAUGAAGUUAGAAAGUUCUGACAGAAGAUAUGUAGUUGUCAGAACGUCAGAAGCUCAUAUGCAAGAUACAGAAUAUUUUGACGACUUAGCAGAAACUUUGACACCUAACUUUUACAACCACUUGUUCUCAUAUUUCAUGACAUUAGAUAUUUCUAAGUUCAAUCCAAGACAAAUUCCACAUACCGAAGAGAGACAAACAUUGUUAGAAGCAAACAAGAGUGUAUAUGAACUGUUUAUAGAUGAAACUGACUUUGAGUGUUUAGAUGAAAGGUCAUUGUACGAUUCAUAUAAACAGUAUUGUCAAGAGUAUGGUUAUAUGACAGCGUCUAAACGAACAUUCUUGGCAAAUGUCAAAAAUCUUUUAGAUGUUCAGAACGGCGUAUAUACAAAGAAAAAUUUUUCUGAGUAA
Molecule: messenger RNA, 432 nt
Organism: Trichomonas vaginalis G3
Lineage: Eukaryota; Parabasalia; Trichomonadida; Trichomonadidae
Product: Poxvirus D5 protein-like family
Exons: 1
Coding region: 1-432 (143 amino acids)
Source: RefSeq, a predicted model, not a curated record